AUGAGUAAGAUCAACCCCAGAGUUAGAAUGAUCCAAAACUCUGUACAGGCGAAUCUGCUUCAGCGGUGCAACCACAUCAGAGAAGAGCUACAGCAGGGGGUGAAAAAGCCAUAUAAGGAGGUUAUUGACAUCUGCUGGGGAGACGCCCACAGUGGGGGGACGAAACCCCUAACUUUUGUUCGUCAGGUCAUUGCAGUCUGUAUCUACCCUGAGCUGCUCCAAGAAACCACAAUAGCACCUGAUGUAAAGGAGAGAGCCAGGAGACUGCUGAGGGAGUGUCCCGGUGGCAGUGUUGGCUCAUACGCGGCUGCGAAGGGUAUCCCCUUUGUGCAGGACGGUGUGUGUGAGUUCAUCUCUAAGCGGGAUGGCGGUGUGCCCAGUUACCCCGAGGACAUCUUCAUCUGCAGUGGCUCUCAAAAUGCGCUCAUGUUUGUUCUGAAACUGCUGGUGCACGGUAAGGGCUUGGCUCAGACUGGUGUCCUGACACCCAUUCCCUGCUAUCCCACGUUUGUCAUGGGCUUGACUGAGCUGGGGGCUGCCAUGGUGCCCUACUACCUUUGUGAGGAUGAUGGAUGGUGUCUCCAUGUGGAGGAACUACGCAGAGCCCUCGCCACCAGCCGGAGUCACUGCAAUCCCAGAAUACUGUAUGUCAUCAACCCUGGGAACCCCACAGGUCAUGUUCAGAGCAGGGAAUCGAUUGAAGAAGUGAUCCGGUUUGCUGCUGAAGAGGAGCUGUUUAUCUUCGCUGAUGAGGUGUACCAGGACAUGAUGUAUGCAGAAGGCAGCCAGUUUGUGUCCUAUAAGAAGGUGCUGUUUGAGAUGGGGCCACAGUACUCAAACACUGUGGAGUUGGCAUCCUUCCACUCUGUGUCCAAGGGCAUCAUGGGAGAGUGUGGUUUGCGCUGCGGCUAUGUGGAGCUUGUGAAUCUUGACCCCUCUGUGAAACAGUCCGUUACCUCAGCGUUCAACACUGAGCGAAACACAGCCGUCAUUGGUCAGAUUGCACUUAACAUCAUGGUCGAUCCCCCGAAACCAGGGGACCCCUCCUAUCCGACAUUCAGCCAGGAGGUAAAGUCCAUAAGGGACAACCUUGUGCACAACGUACGUCAGGUUCAGGAGACUGUGGAGGCUUUGCCUGGGACUAGCUUUCAAGCAGGAAGUGGGGGCAUUUAUGCCUACCUCAGGCUGGACCUGCCCCAAAAAGCCCUGCUGCAGGCCAAGGAGGAAGGCACAGAUCCGGACCUGAUGUACUGUAGUAGGCUGCUGGAAGAAGAGGGCGUGUGUCUGGUGGUGGGAAAGGAGCACGGCCAACAGGAGGGCACCUACCACAUCAGGAUCUGCAUUGGGACCACUUCCACUAGGCUGAAAGAGGUCCUACGUCGCCUCAAAAGCUUCCACUUGCGAUUCUUAAACGAGUUCUCCUGAGUGCCACCUCACCUUUUAAC
Messenger RNA from Scleropages formosus (Asian bonytongue), 1445 nucleotides. RefSeq names its product alanine aminotransferase 2. The transcript is spliced from 11 exons. Gene Ontology annotation, molecular function: pyridoxal phosphate binding; transaminase activity. Gene Ontology annotation, biological process: biosynthetic process. The coding region runs from base 1 to 1425 and encodes 474 amino acids. The record is from RefSeq and is a predicted model, not a curated record. Lineage: Eukaryota; Metazoa; Chordata; Actinopteri; Osteoglossiformes; Osteoglossidae.